Plasmodium yoelii is the source of this 3462-nucleotide messenger RNA. RefSeq names its product WD repeat-containing protein 66, putative. Gene Ontology annotation, cellular component: motile cilium. Lineage: Eukaryota; Apicomplexa; Aconoidasida; Haemosporida; Plasmodiidae. Gene Ontology annotation, molecular function: protein binding. Bases 1 to 3462 code for a protein of 1153 amino acids. The transcript has 2 exons. The record is from RefSeq and is a predicted model, not a curated record.
AUGAAAGGAGAAAAUGCACCGGACGAAUCUAUUAAUUUGAAGUUUUGUUAUGGAAUAAAUAAAUCAUUUAGUAGUGUACAUGUAAUAAAAAAAAUAAAAGAGUCCAAACAAAAUGAUGUGCUCAUUAUAUACAGCUCAGAUAACAAUAUUGUUAUGCUUGUUGAAAAAAGGCAAAUAAUAUUUAGAGGACAUUUUAACGAAAUUACAAAUUUAGUUAAAAGUUAUAAUAAUGAAUAUAUCGUUUCUUGUGAUAAAGGUUUUAAUUCAUCAAUUAUUUUAUGGAAAUUAUCUAAUGAUACAUUAGUUCCCAUAAAAAAAUUCGAAAUCACUAAUUUCCAAAAUGAUCAAGUAGACAAAAAUAAAUUACAAAUAAAUUCUGAACAAAAUUCAUCACCUUAUCCUAAUAAAACCCAAAUUGAAAAUAAUCAAGUUAAGGAAAAUCAAAAUCAUGGUAUAGGAUAUGAAUGUAUUGAUAUAAGUUUUGAUAACUCAUAUAUAUGUGCAUUAACAGAGAGAAAAAUAUAUAAUAAAAAAAAUAUUGAAAAUGGUCAGGCAAAAAUAGGUCAUUUAAAUAAUAAUUAUGAACAUGCAAUACAAAAUGAUGAAAAUAAAAAAUGUGUGUAUUUUCAAGAGGUAAUAAUUUUUGACAUUAAUGGAGGAGAAAAAAAUAAAAUAGUUUGUAGAGAUAAAAUUUUUGGAAAAGAUAAACAAAAUAAAAUACGAUUUAAUAAUAAAUAUGAAAUUGUUACAAAUAGUUGUUCAAAAUUAUAUAUUUAUAAAUUUGAUAUAAAAAAAAAAAAAAUUAAUCAUUAUAGCCCGUCUUUAUAUAAAAGUAAUAAAAUACAUGAACAGUUAAUAUUUACUGAAACAUCUUUUGUCCAAGAUUCUUCUACAUUAUUAACAGGCACAACUAAUGGAUAUUUAAUUAUAUGGGAUUAUAGUACUAUAUUUAUUAAUAAAACAAAAAAUACAAUUAAACAAAGAGAAUAUCAAAAAUCUUUAGAAAUAAAAAAAAAUGUUUCUAUAAAUAACAUAAUAAGCUAUGGAAAUUUUAUUAUACUGGGGUUAGAUGAUGGUACAGUACAAAUUUUUGAUAAACAAUUAAAAUGUUAUGCAUGGUUUAAAAAUCAAGAUAUAGGUGCAAUCAAAUCUAUAUCAUUUGAAUCUUCAAAUUUCCAAGAAGAUUUUUUUUCAUGGAACUCUUUUAUUUUAUUUACUGAUAAAAAUAUUAUUAAACAAAUAUAUCCAAAUAAUUUUAAUACUUGGGAUAAUUUUUAUACAUCUUCAAAUGCAAUUCAAAAUAAUGUCGAAAAUACAAAAUCACAUCAACCAUCGAUUACUAAAGAUUCUACUUCUAAUAUUGAAGAAAAUGAUUUAAAACAUACCAAAAUAAAUCCAAAAAACAUAAAAAAUGAUACUUCAAAAAUAACAAAAAAAAAUAAUGAAGAUAAAAUAUUGCUUCAAUUUAAUAGUACCUAUAUUAAUUGUAUAUGCAUAAACCCUUUGUCUAAUGAAAAUAUAAUAUAUAUUGGUAACACAAAUGGGCUAAUUGAAAUAUUUGACUUUGAUAAAAAUGUAACUAUUGAUUCAAUUUUUUUAAAAGACAAAGAAAUUACAUCUAUGGUUUUUAGUAAUAAUGGUGAAAUUCUUUCUGUAGGAUCUAAAUGUGGAUAUAUAUAUUUGAUAAAAAAAAUUAAUUUUGAAAUAUUUUUUACUAGUAAAGAUAUGAAAUAUGAAAUCGCAUUUUUAUAUUUUAGCCAUGAUGAUAAGAUAUUAAUCUCAAGCUCAGCAAAUGGGAAUAUUGUUAUUUACAAAAAUAAUCAUAGUACCAACAAUGGCAAUACCAACAAUGGCAAUACCAACAAUGGCAAUGGCAACAAUGACAACGGCAACAAUGCCAGUGGAAACAAUGCCAGUGGAAACAAUGCCAGUGGAAACAAUGACAGUGGCAACAUAAUGACUAAUGCCCUUAGUUCUGACGAAAUACCCAGCUGGAAAUUUGCAUACAAAAUUAUUAACAAUAAUGAUAAUCUACUCACUGAUUUAAAAAUUGUUAAAAAUAAUAAUGGAGAAUAUAUUAUAGCUGCUAUUACAAAUAAUAGACAUUUAAUAUUUUAUAAUUAUAAUUUUUUUGAAAACACUGUCUCGAUAUCUUAUAUAUCAAUAGAGCAAGUAUACACACCAACAUGUAUAUCCCCAACCUUACAUUUUUAUAAUAGACAAAUUUUAUGUAUAUGUAAUGAUAAAAGAAAUGUUCGUUUUUUUGAUAUAGAAACGAAAAAAAUAAUUAAAACUGUAACUUUACCAUUUAAAAAUCAAGACGUUAAGCAUCUCAUACAUAUUACAGAUUCGACAUCACAAAAUGAAGUUGUUCCAAAUGAAAAUAACAAACUUGAGAUUAAUUCAAUAUCUGAAUAUUUACACCUCGAACAAAUAAAACAUGAUUUUAAUAAAAAUCAAAUUUUUAUGCUUAGUCUUAAUGAAAAAAUGAUUGUAUUCACUACAAGUCCAAUUGAUUCAAAUUGCUUUAGAUAUAUUGGUAUUAUUGUGUGCAGUGGGAAUAUAAAAAAUGUUAUAUAUAAAAAUGAGAAUGUUAUUAUAUUAAGUAAAAAUAAAAUAUUUUACUUUAAUAUUAAUACUCAAAAUUUAAAAAAAUAUAUAGAAUCUCAAAGCAAUACAAUGGAAAUUUUUAUUGAACAAUUAGGUGGGGAAAAAAGUAAAAUAUACAAUCAAAUUGUAGACUCUUUUUAUUAUUGUGAAAUUCAAAAAAAAAAAUUUCAAAAUAAAAACGAAAAACACGAUAUUAAAAAAAUAUUAAAUAUUUUAUCUAUUGAAUAUAUUUUUGCUUCUAUAAAUAUUUUCUUAUCUAAAUUUGAAAUACAAAAUAUAAUUCAAGAAUACCAUUUUUACUAUAAAUAUGUAAUUCCUCUCUUAAAUAAUUAUAAUAUAUUAACUGGUCAUAAUAAAAUACACAAAAUUUAUGAACAGUUCAUAAAUCAUUCUAUUCAAAUGGGAAAUCUUACACUAUUAAACUAUAAAUCAAAUGAUGAUAUUCUCCUCCAAAAUAUAUAUUUCGUUAACCCCCUUCCCAAAUAUGUAGAUAAAAACUGCAAAGACACACUUAUUGAAAGUCAAGAAGAUGAAAAUAAAACAGAUAUAACGACGGAAUGUGAAAAUAUAUUUUUUAAUAUUAAUGCAUUUAUAUAUACCUAUUUUAAUUUUGCAAUUCAUGAAGAAAUAAAUUUUGAAAAAGUUAUAGAAGAUAUAAAAAAUUAUUAUCAAAAAAAAAAUAAUAAAAAAACUAUUUUAUGUAAUGAUUUUUUAAAUAUAUUAAAUAGCUAUGGAGAGAAUAUGGAUCAAAAUGAAUUUAAAAGAAUAUAUCAAAUUUUUACAGAAAAUUAUAAUUCUCUUAAUAUGGAUGAAAUAUUUGAUUUUGAAACUUUACACGAUUUAGUUCAAUAA